UUGGGGUUGGUUGAUAUUUUUUCAGGGCAAAAGAAAAUAAUAACAGUGUCACGUGAGGUGAAGUGAAAAUAAGAUAAAUUAAAUAAAUAAUAAUGGGGUUUGAAAAUUUAACCACAAACGAAAUUAAAAGUAACUCUUGGUGGCCAUGGUGUGAUAUAUGGAGAGAACCUCAACACUUUCUUUAUCAAUUUGCAAACGUUUGUUUUGCUUUAGCUUAUGCUUCAACUUCUACAAAAAAAGGAGUUUUAUUUAUGCAUUGUUGGUUAAUUAUUGGUUUGAUGCUUUUUUCUACUUGGGCUUGGAAUGUUAUUUGUGCCCCAGAUGUUUUUACAUGGAAUUUCGCUUUUAUGUUAAUAAAUUUAGCACAAGUUUUCCAUAUUUUAUACCAAUUAAGACCUGUUAAAUUCGAUCCUGAAUUAGAAGAGGUUUAUCAUAGUUUAUUUGAACCGUUUAAAUUAUCUCGUUUACAAUUUAAACGUAUGGUAAGUCCAGAAUUUGCCCAAAUCAUGUCAUUACAUGCAGGCGAAGCUUACGCCGUUCAAAAUCUAACAAGAACCGACAGAUUAGGAUUAUUACUCUCAGGAAAAGUGAACGUUCUCUCCGAUAAUCAAUUCCUCCAUCCGAUUCUUCCAUGUGAAUUCUUAGAUUCCCCCGAAUUCGAGUCAAGUAGAAACACGGUUGACGAUAAAUUUAAAGUAUCUAUUGCAGCUGCAAGUACUUGUAGAUAUCUUUUUUGGCAAAGAUCGGCGUUGGAAUAUUUAUUCGUCAAAGAAACUUAUAUAGCAACGGUUUUAACAACGCUAAUUGCUAGGGAUAUAACAACGAAAUUAUAUACCAUGAAUAAUAAAAUUGUGACAGCUAAAGGAUCACAUUUGGAUAUUAGACUACCAAGUAUUACGUCGUCUUUAACGUCGUCUGCUGAGUAUAAAUCUCCUAUAAGGAUGAAAAAACCUAAUGGAAUGUGUCCAAUGUCACCAGAUUCAUUUUUGAGUGACACAAGCAGAGAGAAAUGUUACAAAUACAAAGAGAACGGUAACUGUUAUUUGAGUGAAAUGACUCCGUUAACAGAGCUGCCAUCGACAGACGAUUUGGCAUCGAAUGACGUCGAAAGUUGGUUGGAAACAAGUUCGAAAUAUCAUAGUUGUGAAAUUGUAGAUACAGAUUUCAAGUUGUUAGUACCCAAAGAAAAGAUGGAAAUAUACAUGAUACAAUCGCGAUUACAUCUACCCGAAGCAACGACAAUUAAACCGAAAUCGGUGGUUUCGACGACGAAAUUUCCAAACACAACGUUGGAAAAGGCGAAAAGAUCCACCACGACGGCUAAACCCGUAUUAAUGGGGUCCUCACAAGAUCCCUUUUUUGAUUACGGCCCGAACGCAACUGCGAAUUACAACAAUUUCAGUCUUCUGUUGGAAUCGAAUUACACGUUAUGGAACAACAGCGAGCUUUCGUUCAAUUUGACGAACGAUAGCUUUGUUAGCGCCGAUUACGAUUUUCGAACUUUCAACGUAACAACGCCGUCGCCAACAGUCGGAGGGACGUGCAAAGAAUGGACACCAGCCCAACACAACCUCUUCCAAACGGCAAACUUUUUCUUUGCGUUUGCCUUUAUCGUUCCUGGUAAAUUCAAACAAAGCGUACUUUUAGUUCGUGCUCUUUUAACCCUUGGUUACGUCUUCCUAACCUUUUGGGCGGCCGCCGAUGUUUGUUCACCGGACAUUUUACUAUGGAACUUGCUACUUGUGAUACUAAACUUAACGCACACGGUUUUGCUAACUUGGCGAUUCUUACCGCCAACACUCACGCUAGAAUUAACGGAAUUGUACCUCAAGGUGUUCAAACCACUUCGCGUAAGUAAGAAGCACUUUAAAGAAUUGGUCAGAGAAGCUCAAGUUAUCAAUUUGGAGAGGGGCGACAUUUAUGCUGUUGAAGAUGUAAGUCCUGCUGAUGAAAGACUGUCUAUAUUAUUAAAAGGAAAAUUAAGAGUUACAUGUGAUGAUACUCACCUUCAUUUCAUAACAACUCAUCAAUUUGUUGACUCGCCCGAAUGGGAAGCCAAUCACGAUCAAUCCGACGAUGUUUUUCAAGUAACCAUAACAGCCGAAGACGAUAGUGUCUAUUUAUGUUGGUCUCGAAUGAGAUUGGAACGAAUUUUGCGGCAUAAACCCAUGCUUAAAGUGGUUUUAGACUCGAUUAUUGGCAAAGAUAUAACUCAAAAAUUAUAUUCUUUGAACGAACACUUAACGGGUUUGGAGGACGACCGAAAAAGAGUUCGACAUGGUGAAAUAUGGGCUAGAGCUCACUCAAGAAGUAUGUCGAUGGAUGCUGUUAAUACAGGAACAACUGGUUUGGUUCGAUCGACAAAUUAUAAAAGUGCUUUACGUAAAUAUUCCUUAAAUUCCGCUCAAGAUAUUCAAUUUGGGUUUCAAAAUCAAUGCUGGAUACCAUUAACAGCACCUCAAUUUCCACCAACCUCACCGUUUAUGGGUUCUCAUCAACCGUUAAUUCAUCAAAGGCAAGAUUCGAUGUCGAGUUCUUUGAAACCGCCGACGCCGUCGAGGACGAAAUCAUUUCGGAAAGCAAGAGAAGUUAAAUUUCAAGGUGUUAAGUAGGUUUUUUAACUGGUCGAUUUUUUUAAUUUAUAAAUAUAGGCCUAAACAUAAUCGAAAAAGCAACUCCUAUAAUCGCCGAGAUUGAUUUUUAUAACAAAAAAUAUCACUAGAAGCACACAUAGCUUUACUAUAAUAUCUCUAGAAAUCACAAUGAACCGUAAAAGAAUUAGAAAUAAGCAAGGUGAACCACAUAAAAAAAUAAAUUAAUAAAAAACUUACUAACAAAAAAUAACCCAUAAUAAACAUUCAAAAAAAUAACUUAAAAAAUGAACCUAAACUAAAAUAUAAGCCAGUGCCUUACACCCCUUUAAAAACGAUUAAAGUGAUCUCACCUUGAUUAUUUCCAAAAAAAUUUUGAUUAAAAAGUAUUGAUUAGCUUCAAGUCAUAUCAAAUCAAAAAAAAAACUGAACCAAAACGAAAUAGUAAAGUGAAUUAAAAUAGUUAUUUGCCUACUCACAAAAUUAAAUCUAAAAAUUCAAAAUGAACCUACUCAGAUAACUCAGUAUUUAUCAAAAAGAAAUUUGUACCGCUUUAAAAAAAUAUUCCGCUGUAGAACGGCUGGCUUAUGAAUCGACCAAAUCAGUAAAGAGAAAAAAUAACUGUGCCUUUGGCCAUUUUUCCCUUCAACCUCUGUAAAUAUAAAAAAAAAAAGACGUCCCCGUCUUCCGAACGAAAUUAUUUUUCUACUCUUCCACUUUUUUCGGAAGGGUGAGACGUCGAAUUGAAAUCCCACUUAUAAUUUUAAUGAAUCACAACCCGUAUGAGACUCAUUAAAAAUAAAAUAUGUUACUAAAGUAGUGAAACGAAUAAUAAAUAAUUAGCUUUUUUUUAACAUAUUUUUUUUUGGGCCGUAAACAGUGACUUCCACCUAUCCGGUAAAAAAAAACGCUCGGUUUAAAUUUAAAUAAUAAUAAAAACACGCUAUCAGGAUAAUAUGAUUAUCAUUAUUAUUAUUACUAAUUGUAAUAGAGAGCCUUAACGUUGUACUGCGUACUGUAAAAGACAUAAAAAUAAACUAAACACUAAAGAUGAAUUAAAUUCGGUAAAAAAAAUAAGUUGAGGGAAAGAAAUAUUGAUUAUAUUAUUAUGAUAUUGCGAUUAGAACCGUAAAUGUUAUUGCAUGUUUAUAUGUGUUUAUAUUUGUAUAUUUAUAUCGAUGUUAAAUGUUUAUAAAGAUGACAAA
Messenger RNA from Onthophagus taurus, 3796 nucleotides. The record is from RefSeq and is a predicted model, not a curated record. Lineage: Eukaryota; Metazoa; Arthropoda; Insecta; Coleoptera; Scarabaeidae.